Molecule: messenger RNA, 501 nt
Organism: Frankliniella occidentalis (western flower thrips)
Lineage: Eukaryota; Metazoa; Arthropoda; Insecta; Thysanoptera; Thripidae
Exons: 3
Coding region: 149-457 (102 amino acids)
Biological process (GO): mitochondrial electron transport, cytochrome c to oxygen
Source: RefSeq, a predicted model, not a curated record
CGUUUUAAUUUUGUAGUUAUGAGUUUCGCCGUGCGUCGCGCUAGCAGUAACGCUAGCAGACAGAACUCGUCUCCGACGCACGACGCCAUUACUAUCCAGCCUAGUUGAUAAGUCUCGUUUGGUCACCGAGUACCUUCUAUCUACCACAAUGAGUAAGAUCGUGCAGAGGGGUGCUUCAGCUGCAAUGCGAGUACGUUCCAUGAGCUCGCUCCCUGAGAAGAAGCUUACACCAGAGCAGAUGGCAGAUUGGGGGCGUAAAGUCAAUCCAGCUCAAACUGAGUUUGGACCUAAGCCCGAAAACUUGGAGAAGUGGCAGAAAUUUUUCCAGGAUCCUCUCAACUGUGAAAAGCCCGUUUUUGCCAGGAAAGGUGCCUCCGAUGAAAUUAUAGUAUCAGUUAUAACUGCUAUUGUUGCUGGCGGAUUCAUCUAUAACUGUUAUGACUUUAUUGCCAACUAAAGAUUCCUGAAUGUAGUAUUUAAAUAAACACUUACCUUUAAAAA